Molecule: messenger RNA, 1347 nt
Organism: Bipolaris oryzae ATCC 44560
Lineage: Eukaryota; Fungi; Ascomycota; Dothideomycetes; Pleosporales; Pleosporaceae
Exons: 1
Coding region: 1-1347 (448 amino acids)
Molecular function (GO): FMN binding; oxidoreductase activity
Source: RefSeq, a predicted model, not a curated record
AUGGCACCACAAAGAUAUGAGGCAGAGCACAAGGACCCAGCUCCAUUGGGCAAGCCUCUCGACUUCGUCUUCUCCAAACGCACUGCGCAGAACCGGUUCCUCAAGGGCGCCAUGACUGAGCGCCUCUCUUCAUUCGACCCCGAUGUCCUAGAGAACCGUGGUGUCCCAUCCAAGGAACUAGUCAACGUCUAUCGACGAUGGGGCAAAGGCGAAUAUGGCGUCAUCCUGACUGGAAACAUCAUGAUCGAGUACGACCACCUAGAGGCCGCCGGCAACCCCAUUAUCCCCCGCGACGCAAAGUUCGAAGGCGAACGCUUCGAAAUGUUCAAGGAGAUUGCAACCGAAGGCAAGAAACAUGGAUCAUUGAUGGUGGGACAAGUAUCCCACCCAGGACGACAAGUCACAGAAGAGAUCCAAAAGAACCCCAUUUCCGCCUCUGACGUGCAGCUCACCAAUAACCUAAUGGGCAUGACCUUCGCAAAGCCUCGCGCCGCCACCGAGGGAGACAUCAAAAACGUCGUCAACGGCUUCGCCCACGCGGCUGAGUAUCUUGAAAAAGCCGGCUACGACGGCAUCCAACUACAUGGUGCCCACGGCUACCUCCUCGCGCAAUUCCUCUCUCCAACCACCAACCUCCGCACCGACGCCUACGGCGGCUCCCUCGAAAACCGCGCUCGCAUCGUCACCGAAAUCGGGCAGGAAAUCCGCAAACGCACGUCCUCCAGCUUCAUCCUGGGCAUCAAGCUCAACUCGGUCGAAUUCCAAGAUAAAGGCUUCAACACCGAGGAUGCAGCAACGCUGUGCCAACUCCUCGAGUCCAACUCAUUCGACUUUGUAGAGCUAUCCGGUGGAACGUACGAGCACUUGGCGUUUAGCCACCAGCGCGAAUCCACCAAGAAGCGCGAAGCCUUCUUCCUCGACUUUGCCGAGAAAAUCACUCCCUCACUCUCAAAAACCAAAACCUACGUCACCGGCGGCUUCAAAACCGUGCCGGCCAUGCUCAACGCCCUCUCCGCCGUCGACGGCAUCGGGCUCGCGCGCCCCACCUGUCUCGAACCCGAACUUCCGCGCCAGAUCCUCGCAGGCGAGGUCAACGCUACCAUUAAGCAGCGCAUGGAAGAUGGCGAGUUUGGGAUUUCGCUUGUGGUGGCAGGCGCGCAGAUUAAGCAGUUGGGCAAGGAUGAGCAGCCGAUUGAUCUGAGCGACGAGGCGAAUUACGCGGCGUUUUUGAAGGAUAUGGAGGAGUGGACGCGGCAGGACAGGAAGCAUGGGAAGGGGUAUGGGCAUAUGGAUGUUAAGAGUGUGAAGGCUGUGCCGUAUGGCGCUCCUGUGGCGACUACUUCGUAA